Alosa sapidissima (American shad) is the source of this 5014-nucleotide messenger RNA. It is a transcript of the gene grm7, whose product is annotated as metabotropic glutamate receptor 7. Lineage: Eukaryota; Metazoa; Chordata; Actinopteri; Clupeiformes; Clupeidae. Gene Ontology annotation, cellular component: membrane. The record is from RefSeq and is a predicted model, not a curated record. The transcript has 11 exons. Bases 917 to 3619 code for a protein of 900 amino acids. Gene Ontology annotation, biological process: G protein-coupled glutamate receptor signaling pathway; regulation of synaptic transmission, glutamatergic. Gene Ontology annotation, molecular function: group III metabotropic glutamate receptor activity.
CUUUCGUUAUUAAAUAUAGCAUAAUCAGUGCUACUUUUCUAAGAAGGUUGUUCAGUGAUAAUUUUCGACUGAAAUCCUCUAUGAUAAGGUAGCUUCUUAGAAAUGCCACAGAGUCGUGCUUACGUUGAGCCAUUUGACAAAUGCAUAUUUGAUUCGGGGUGGAGUGAGGGGAGGCGUCACUGCUUCCAUUUCAGCUCGUGAGAAGAUGCAUGUUUUGUCUUCGCCUCUCACCGUCGUUGAUGGGAUUUGGAAGACUUCUAGGUAAAUUCUCGGAUUUUCUUUGCCUCUUGCAAUGGAAUAAUUGAUACCUUGCCUAACGGUAAAGUUAGAUGGGUAAAAUGUCCCUGCGCUCCAUCUGAUUCAUCGCUAAGACAAUUGGAUUGAGUUAGAUUUUACUCAAUUUCAUUCCCUUUUCUUUCAUAUGAAACUUUUUUUUCUUUUGUAUCUAAGUUGGAUUCGUAUUGAUGGCUCAGAAAACCUCCAGCUCAGAGACUAAUACAGAAAUAGAUAACGACUGGAGCAGUAUGACAUCAGUGUAGGGGGAGCACAACGUAGCCUAUUUCGUGCUGUGGAUGUCGACGCGCUUUUUGUACUGCACAGAUGCACCUGUUUUAGAGUUCAGUGGGAUUUCUUGGGAGUUCCUCUUUCUAUCCUCAACACUUGGAGACCACACAUCCUCAAUGGUUCUUUGAGCAACAAGCGACGCGUGCGGGAAGAUGCUGGAAUCCAAUGCGCACAGGCUGAAUAAAUAACGCGUUCUUACAGUCUUUGGUAUUCUGAUACAUUUUCCCAUAGGCUUUUUCUGUCCACACCUGGGAAAACUUGCGGAAAUGGAUUUUAUUUUGAAUAUGUCGGAUUGUAUUUACAUACAGUUGUGUUGAAGUGCCUUCGCUACGUUUUGAGCGGAUCUAAGUCAAUGGUGGCAGGGUGGGAGAUGAUGGCCACAAACGGUCUCUUACAGCUGAAGCCCUACUUCAGGUUGCAAGUGUUCUGCAUGGUGAAAGCGUUUGUGGAUCUGGCACUUUCGCAAGAGAUCUAUGCACCGCACUCGAUAAGAAUUGAGGGGGAUUUGACCCUAGGUGGCCUUUUCCCCGUCCAUGCUCGCGGACUCCCUGGGGAACCGUGCGGUGAUAUCAAAAAGGAGAAUGGAAUCCACAGGCUGGAGGCGAUGUUGUACGCUUUGGACCAAAUCAACAGCGACGAUGAGCUCUUGCCCAAUAUCACUCUAGGUGCAAGGAUAUUAGAUACAUGUUCGAGGGACACCUACGCGCUCGAACAGUCUCUGACGUUCGUGCAGGCUCUUAUACAAAAAGACACAUCGGAUGUGCGAUGCACCAAUGGAGAACCUCCAGUAUUUGUCAAACCCGAAAAAGUUGUCGGAGUCAUAGGGGCCUCGGCAAGUUCUGUGUCCAUAAUGGUGGCAAACAUUUUGCGCCUGUUCCAGAUUCCUCAAAUAAGUUAUGCCUCCACAGCCCCAGAGCUCAGCGAUGACAGACGGUAUGACUUUUUCUCACGUGUGGUACCCCCUGACUCCUUUCAGGCCCAAGCAAUGGUGGAUAUAGUGAAGGCCAUGGGUUGGAACUAUGUUUCUACUGUGGCAUCAGAGGGAAGCUAUGGCGAGAAAGGUGUGGAGGCAUUCAUGCAGAUAUCCAGGGAGGCAGGUGGAAUCUGCAUUGCCCAGUCCUUAAAAAUUCCUCAUGAUCGUAAGCAGGCUGAUUUUGACAAGAUUGUUGACCAACUCUACAGCACUAAUAAUGCCCGAGCAGUUAUUAUAUUUGCUUCAGAUGAGGAUAUCCGGGGAAUGCUCAAUGCCAGCAAAAAAGCUGAUAAAGUUGGACACUUUCUGUGGAUUGGCUCAGACAGCUGGGGUGCCAAAAACAGUCCAAUUCACUUGCUGGAGGAGGCUGCAGUGGGAGCUAUCACCAUUCUUCCCAAGAGAGCCACAAUUGCUGGGUUUGAUGCCUAUUUUGCAUCUCGUUCACUGGAAAACAACAGAAGGAAUGUGUGGUUUGCUGAAUUCUGGGAGGAGAACUUUAAUUGCAAGCUAAUGAGUUCAUCAAAGAAAGAAGAGACCAGCAGAAAAUGCACAGGUCAAGAAAGAAUAGGAAUAGACUCAAAGUAUGAACAGGAGGGCAAAGUUCAAUUUGUUAUUGAUGCAGUGUAUGCAAUGGCCCAUGCCCUGCACAACAUGCAGAAGGAUCUCUGUCCUGAUAUGUCUGGAAUUUGUCCAGAAAUGGAAGUGGCUGGAGGGAAGAAACUUCUAAAAUACAUCCGCAGUGUCAGUUUCAAUGGAAGUGCUGGGACAUCUGUGACAUUCAAUCGCAAUGGUGAUGCUCCAGGACGAUAUGAUCUGUUCCAGUACCAAGUAAAUAAUAAUAGCACCCCUGGCUACAGAGUUAUUGGACAAUGGAUGGACACUCUACAACUUAAUAUUGAGGACAUGCAAUGGCCCAAUGGUGAGCAGGAGAUCCCCAUCUCUGUAUGCAACCUGCCAUGCAAAACCGGUGAGCGGAAGAAGAUGGUAAAAGGCAUGCCGUGCUGCUGGCACUGUGAAUUGUGUGAUGGCUAUCAGUACCAGUAUGACGAGACCACCUGCAAGCUGUGCACCUACAAUAUGCGACCCAACGCGAAUCGCACAGGAUGCCAACCCAUCCCAAUUGUCAAAUUAGAGUGGCACUCUCCCUGGGCUGUCAUCCCUGUCUUCCUGGCCAUGCUGGGCAUCAUUGCCACCAUAUUUGUAAUGGCGACAUUCAUCCGCUACAAUGACACCCCUAUUGUCCGUGCCUCUGGCCGUGAGUUAAGCUAUGUGUUGCUGACUGGAAUAUUCCUGUGCUACAUCAUUACGUUCCUCAUGAUUGCCAAGCCUGACAUAGGCAUCUGCUCCUUCCGACGGAUCUUUCUAGGACUGGGCAUGUGCAUAAGUUACGCUGCUCUGCUCACCAAAACCAACCGAAUCUAUCGCAUCUUUGAAGAGGGUAAAAAAUCAGUAACACCACCGAAGUUGAUCAGUCCCACCUCCCAGCUAGCCAUCACCUCCAGCCUUAUAUCUGUGCAGCUCCUGGGGGUCUUCAUCUGGUUUGGGGUGGAUCCACCUAACGCUGUCAUUGACUAUGAUGAGCAGAAGACCAUAAACCCUGACAAGGCUCGGGGUGUCCUUAAGUGUGACAUCACAGACCUGCAGAUUAUCUGUUCACUUGGAUACAGCAUCUUACUCAUGGUGACAUGCACCGUGUAUGCAAUCAAGACCCGUGGUGUACCUGAGAACUUCAAUGAGGCCAAGCCUAUUGGCUUUACUAUGUACACCACAUGCAUAGUGUGGCUUGCCUUCAUUCCCAUAUUCUUUGGCACAGCACAGUCUGCAGAGAAGCUAUAUAUCCAGACAACAACACUUACAAUCUCUAUGAACCUGAGUGCAUCCGUUGCACUGGGGAUGCUCUACAUGCCCAAAGUGUAUGUCAUUAUUUUCCACCCAGAGCUGAACGUGCAGAAGCGCAAGCGCAGCUUUAAGGCCGUGGUGACCGCUGCAACCAUGUCCUCACGUCUCUCUCACAAACCUAGUGACAGACCCAAUGGCGAAGCAAAGACUGAACUGUGUGAAAAUGUGGAUCCAAACAGCUAAUUCUCGUGUAGCAGGUCCAGCAGCAAAGAAGAAGUAUGUGAGCUACAAUGACUUGGUGAUUUAAAGACCCCUGUCAAUAGAGGGAUUGGAAAAAUGUGACAUGGACACUUGGUAUGAUUGCCCUUUUACCCAAAAAGUAAAUAAAAGGCUUCUUGGGUUCAUGUGCAGUGCUACUUUUCUACAUCAGAAACCACAACAGAAAGGCACCUCUAGGAGUUACCGAUCAUCUGAGGACAUGGUCCAAUGUUUUCACUCUUCACAGGAACUAAAGAGCUAAAAAGAAGACAAGAACAUAUGGAGGCAAAAGAAAUACAGAAAGAGAAAAUAAUAAUAAAAAAAAAAUAUCCAGUCUGUUUAAUGUAUGAAAAAAUGUAAAUCUAUUAAAUGGAAAUGUAAGAGGAAUGCAUUUGGAUGUGGAGCUUUAACCCCAUUAGAAUAUGACACUGGCCAUGCCCCUGAAAGAGAUAUAGCACUGAUAAUCUCACAGAACAGAUGCUUCACUCACUGUCUCAUGGGAGAACCAUGUCCGCACACGGAUCCCAAUCUCCUUCUUGUCUUUACUUGUACUUCCAAAUUGCAAGUUUUCCUAAAUUUGUGUAUAACUGUGGUUAUUUUGGUAAACUGUUACUUUUGUUAUUCAAUUUUAAUUUUAAACUUCAAUGUUUUUUCCUUGCUUCUUGAAUGCACAUAAUGUUAAAGCCAUAUUCUUCUCUUUUGAGAUGUUAUGUUAAAAAAAAAAAAACUCCUAUCCAUUUUUAUUGUUAUUAUACCUAAAUCUCGGCCCUUAUCCAGAUAUUGAUAACUUUUUCUCUUCUUAUAGAUAUUUUGGUAUUUUGUCAGGGUUUGUGAACCAUCGCCAAUGUCAGUGACUACAAGAGAGCACCCAUUCAUGUUUUAUUGGAUCUAUCUAAACCCCAGUGAUUGAUGGUGUUCCAGUUCUAACAAGGUGUACAUGUCCCAGUUGUCAAUGCAUGCCUGGUAUGUUUGAUGUUGCAGUACUGUUAAUAAAUCAAGGAGUAAAUAUUUCACAACAAGGAUGUUCGGUCAACAUGCUCUCAAGGAAUUUUACAGCCUUCAUAUUUAUUUUCUAUUUCCCUGAAUUUCUUCUUGACAUUUUAUCCCUGAAGGCAGAAUAUGGCUUUAAUUUUGUCUUGGAAUUUCUUAUUGCCCCGCAACUAAAGAGAAAUUGUGAAAACAUGAAUAUAUAUAUUUAAAAGAAAAUACAAAAAAUAAAAGCAUGUAUGUUUUAUACAGUUUGUAUUAAGUAUAUCCAUGUUGCCCUUGCAGCUUAUGUGCCAAUAUUGUGGGAGACAUUUACAUUUGGCCACUCAUGCAACUACUCUGUGGUGUUGUCCAAGAAUGUAUCAACAUGAAAUAAAACAGUUUGGUUAUUUA